Messenger RNA from Cylicocyclus nassatus, 2319 nucleotides. Lineage: Eukaryota; Metazoa; Nematoda; Chromadorea; Rhabditida; Strongylidae. The record is from the annotation of a GenBank genome assembly.
AUUCUAGUAUGCGGGUGGAUAAGCAGCUAACGCAACCGCAACAACAUUAUCAAGUAAACUUCGUCCCAACACCGGGUCGUGACUACGAUAAAUAUUCGUUUGAUAGCCUUGACAAGGUACUGUAUGAAGACAUCCAUGCAUUGCUCUUACGUCUCUCUGAAGGGGAAUUUGACAUUUGGGAGGCUUUGGAGGAGCUACUGCGUGAUUAUCUCAAUGCUCUCGACAAAUUUGGAUCUGAAGUACCGAAAGAGGAACAGAAGCAUGCUUCUGAUGCGUACCGUUGUGUAUGCGCAUGCGUUAUCGAGAACAACAUUUUGCGAGAAUAUAGAGCAGCAGGAGACUCAUUCUUAUCCUCAUUACUUGCAGAUGAUCAAGAUUUUCGCCUUGUCUAUGCCUUGUGGCGUUGGUGCAUUGACAGCGCAAUAUCACCCAGUGGAUUCGCGGAACUCGCGCGUCAAGUGGAAAGCAUCAAUGAAUUGGCUGGAUCUGCAAAGUCGGAUAUGAAGCGAAUGAGGGCUGCGCGUAAUCUGGCAGCAGAUCCUGAUUCGAUGCUCAAAGCUGCGGAUGAUCCAAACUUUGAAAAAUUGAUUCGUAUAGUAUUCAGUCUUAUACGAUGCGGAAGAUUUGAGGAUGCUAUGGAGCUUUCUGGCAACAUGGGUGUGCCAUGGAUGACUCUGCUAAUCCGAACUCAACAUUUGUUGACGGAUUCCUCUCUCCUCAGUGCCGAUCUAACAGCGCGAGAAAAAGCACAAAUGUCCUACAGAAAACUGACAUUCCAGAUAAUGAAGAAAGCUAUAGCAGAGACCAAGUAUACAAUGGGUGUGCGCAUGGUUUUCGCUGCACUAACGGGAGAGCUGCAAUUUUUGCUGCCUCUAGCUACUAAUAUAGAAGAUCGCUUAUGGUGCUAUGCGAAUGCAGCGGUACAAGCUAGGCUCAACCACGCACUGGGUCUUGACCAUCCUGUUUUUACACCAACGACGGUUGAUGGUAUCUUCGAGGCUAUCACAACGGUGGAAACUUCACCAUACUACGUACUCAUGAAUUACAUGAUGCGAGAAUCUUGGAGUGAAGCUGUCGAAUGGAUGUACGCCUACUGCAAGAAGGCAGAUAACAAGGCUGGGAUAAACCUAAGCCCACUUUAUCGCUUCUUUGGUAUGGUGGUCAGCGUCUGUCGGAUUCUGAAGUAUGACCACGAUGAAACAUUUGCAAAAGAUCUUCUCAGCAGGAUGAUUGAAGCUAUGCUGCAGAGGCAAUUAUACGGCUUGACCCCGUUUUAUGCGUCUCUGCUCCCAAAGGACGAUGCUCUCACGAAGAUUUGGAGCAUAAUGCCUAAUGUGACAAAAGAAAGCGAUCGCAAAAAUUUUAUCAAAGCGAUGAAUGAUGCAGGAUUUGAUGGAGACGAUCUUGCUGUCCGCUUUGGCAGAUUUCGUAUGCUGGAAGAUGUCGAUCAUCUGGACUUUCUCCGUUGGGUUUUUGUUAGCUCUGAGGACAAGCUGCUAUAUGCUGUUGCAGAAGCCAAUACAGUGAUAAGAAAUUACCUAUUGAUCGAUUGCGAAAAAGAAGCCAACGCUGUAGUGAACGAAUGUGAAAGACUGAAACUGGUUGACCGGCUAGCAUCAUCUCUCCGAAACCGUGACGACUCGGAUUCAUCAAAGAUGGAGGACGCCGCUGGAAUAGCCAUAGACGAGUUUAAUAAUCACUGCCUUUGCUUGUCCGCUCUAGCGCAUUGCACGACGUUUGGUGUGGAGUGUGCAAGAGCACAAGCGGCAGCGAAAAGUGUGGCUGAUGAUGAACAUGGCAGAGAUCUCUGGUCGCAACAAGGAGAUCUUGUAGGAUUAUCACAACGCACUGCACGACUCGAACGGAAUCAGUCCCGGCACGAACGCUCAAAACUGGCUCUAGAUGCGUGCAAAGCACGUUCCCUCGACGCUGUAAAUGCUUUCUUACGACAUAUUGGUUGGAGAUCUGCUACAGACAUGGACUGGUCGAGAGCAGAACAACUGAGGGUGCUUCGAGAGCGGUACUACUCAAAAAUUUUCAAUUUACUCCUUCGUAACCUUGGAAUGUGUGACGAUGCUACUGCUAUUCUCGAUCUCCUACCCAUAUUAGCUGAUGAGGAUCUGAAACUUUAUGAGGAUCUCACUAAAGAAGAUUUGAGACAAAUUCUUCUGGAUGUGCACACCUUAGCGGGACACGCAAUGGAAUAAUAGUUUCGUGAAGAAUAUGUAAACCGGUUUUGUUAUUCGUUUUUGUUGUUGUUUCAUAUGAAUUUUUGUUUUGAUUCUUGUGAGUUCAUGGUUAAUAAACACGACCUCGGGU